AUGCGCGUGCGCGAAGCGAAGGCGCGCCUAGAACGAACCCAGUUCGUGAGACAUUGGAGGGCAUUCUUCAGUCGCUUGGAGAGAUUGCAUGGCCUUGAUAUCGAGAAAACGGGUCAUUUGUGGCUCCUCCAAGGUCUAUUCUUGGAUGCUAUCAAUGAUGACUGUAAGACCUUUCGAGAAGAAUGGAAUCUUCAUCCGAUUGCUGGCCUGUCAACGAACAAUAAGAGCCCACAGACUUGUUGUCAUGGACAAACUGGUGCUGGCCAUCCUGAUGACAAAGACACUAAUUCAGGGGAUCAGCUCAUCUCACAGAUAGAAGAAGAUCAGGAACAGAAUGUUCGACACACUGCUGUUGAAGUGCCCAGGAAGAAAAGUCCCUUUGUGACCCAGGAUGACGAGAACCUUUUUUUUUCAACAGUUGAGCAAAUCAUUGUCGAGGGCAUCAUACCUGAAGGUUAUGGCUUGUUACCUGGUGAACAAGAUGAUGAGGAUGCAGCCAUGAUUGAAGUCUUACAAUUUGGGAGACACGGAACAAAAUCUAUUGUAGUAUCAUUAAGUGAUUCUGUCUGGGAAGCUCGUGCAACACUCUGGUGUCAAGGAUUGUCAGUGUUAUCUUUGUUUGAAACCAAAAGAUACUUUUAG
Messenger RNA from Suillus fuscotomentosus, 642 nucleotides. RefSeq lists its product as uncharacterized. The record is from RefSeq and is a predicted model, not a curated record. The transcript is spliced from 3 exons. Bases 1 to 642 code for a protein of 213 amino acids. NCBI's taxonomy places the organism in Eukaryota, Fungi, Basidiomycota, Agaricomycetes, Boletales, Suillaceae.